This is a messenger RNA of Paramecium sonneborni, 1700 nucleotides long. The record is from the annotation of a GenBank genome assembly. NCBI's taxonomy places the organism in Eukaryota, Ciliophora, Oligohymenophorea, Peniculida, Parameciidae.
AAACAGUUAAUGAAUAAAUCUCUUUUAUUAGAAAUGUAGCUGAGAGACGCUCUCGAUAGAGAAAUUAAUCUCAAAAAACUUAAUGAAUCCUUAAUGUAAGCUAUGAGUGAAAUGGCAAAUCAAGAUAAGGGAAAGGAAAUUCAUUUCUUAAAUUAACUGCAUGAAAGAGAAGUAUCCAAUCUAAAAACUACACUUCAAGAAAAAAUUACAAUCCUCGAAUAUGAAGUAAGACUUAAAUAAUAUUAUCAGCAUCGUAAGAAAUGUUAAGAGUUUAUUUAAUUGUAAAAUGAUUAUAAGCAAUUAUAAUUAGACUAUUAAGAAGAAUAAGAUAAGUAAUUAUUAAUUUCAUUUAGAAAAUGUCUAAAUUGCAUUGAAUUGUAAUAUUAAUUAGAUCUAAUUAAAAAAUAACAUGAUAUUGAAAAAGAAGGACUUGCUCAUGAAUUUGCUGAAGCCCUUAACAAUUAGAAAUCUAUUUUUGAAUAUGUAUAAUUAUGUCAUCUUAAAACUAUAGGAUUUAAAUUGUAUCAAAUUAAAACUUAAAGAACUCUCCUAUUAAUUGGAUUGUGAAUGUAAGGAAAAAGAUAAAUUAUAAAAAGCUAUUUAAGAAUCAAAUAACGCUCACGAUUUAGCAGUAAAUUUUAUAAAUAAAUUAGUAAAGAAGCUUAAUGUAAUAAAUUACUGAUUUAAAUAAAGCUCAUAAUGACACAAUCAUUUAGAAUAAUCAAUAUUAGAUAACCACAUAAUAAAGGGAACAAUUAUAAAUAGUUAAGCUUUCACAAAUUGAACAAGAGAAAAUAAUCUUGGAAAAACAAUUCUUAGAAUAAAAGUAAUUAGUUUAAUCUAUAACUAAUAUAGAGAGAUUAAUUAUAAAUUGGAUUCUUAACUUAAAAUAUUGAAUCAGUAAUUACAUGAUAAAGAAACCAAAUUACUUGAAUAAAAGACUGAAUUAACGAAAAAGUUGAUUAAUGAAAAAAAAAUUGCAGAACAAUGUUAAGUCGUUGCUCUUAAACUGAAAAAUGAUUUUCAAAGAAAAUAAUCUCUCUUAAUUGAAGAAUCUCUCAAAAAAGAAUAAUAAUUAAAAACUAUUUAAACAUAACUUACAAGAUAAAAGAGUAAAAACAAAUUUUAUGAAAAUGCUCUUAAUUAAGUCAAUCUUUAAGAAAUUAAGAAUAAUACUCCUAAAUAAAUUAAACAUAAAAAAAAUAACUUUUCUAAUGAUUUUAAUUCAUCUCGUUAAAAUGGUCAUUCUAAAGUAAUUUAACUUAUUAUUAUUAAAAGAAUACUUUAAGUUAGGGUCAUAUUGCAAAAAUUAAAAUAUUGCCAUCUUCAAUACAUAAAAGUGAAGCAGAUUCUAUUCAUUUUAAUCUUACAGAUAUGCUUAAUUCAACAAGAAAUCCUGAUUAAUAAAAUUUAUCUUGUAGAUAAUCAAAUGAUGAUGUUACUUACAAUAUAGAAUAAUUUAAUUGUGUUGCUAAAAUUGUAUAUAUUAUAUAUUAAUAAAAGAUCUAAACUAAUGAAGAUUCCAAUACACCAACUUAAAUAUUGACUGAAAGAUAAUAAUUGUCUCCUAGAACUAGAAGUAUAUUCUCAUUUAUAUUUUCUUAGUUUAAACUGUGAAUCCAAAAGGACAUCUCUAAAGAGUAAGAUAAAUAAAAGCAGAUCUGACUAAAGAAAACGCUAUUGUUAAACUUAAAGCUUGA